GUAAAUACUUAUUUUUUCAAUUAAACGAGAAAUAGGUGAUCACUGUUUAACAAAUCACAUGAGAGGUGACAAAUCCCGGAGAUAAAGACCGUACUUUAAGAUAGUUGACGCGUGAAACACACCCUGCUUUAUGUUAUGGGCUGGUUACUUAAAAUCCACGUAAGCACAUACGUGAACCAGAACAACACUUAAACUCCGUCACAAGAAUUUCAGUAGCCAUCUUUCAUUUCAUCUAAUAGCCUCGCAUGCCCCAUGCAUCGUAGUUAACAUCCUUACUCAACUCCUUCCUCAUAAGGUUCGGCAAACAAAAUCCUUCGACCAAAACCAAACCGACACUGAAUUUGAGUUUUUAUAUUAAACCGAACGCUACGCCGGACUAAGCAAACCAAAUCUAAACCGUAAAAUGCAAGUAGAAUAAUGAACCCAAGUAAUUUUUUAUUUUUUUUACAACAAAAAGAUUACAUACGCAUAUAGACCCUGUAAACCAAUGUGGUAAUUCUGAAUCCAUGCGUACGUGAAACCCAAGUAAUUUAUAUUAUUAAUCAAAUAUAUACUGGAAAUAUAUAUAUUAUAUUGUCUGAUAACAAAUUUGUUUAGUAUUUUUUUAUCCACUUUUUUUCUAGAAGCAAACACGUUUAAAUAUAUACUGAAAGUGUAUUAAAUUGUCUGACAACAAAAUUAUUAAGUUUAUAUAUCUGUAUUUUUCUGUAUCCACAUUUAAACACGUUUAGAUCCAACUAAGCCAAACCGAGUAUUCUUCUUGUUCAGGUACAGUUUGGGUCCUAUUUUAACAAAACCGAAAAAUAUGAAAUAGGAUGUGAACCGAUUUUUUUUUUUUGCCAACUAUGUGAACCGAUCUUAGCAAACAAAAAACAAUUGUCCACACCUAUAUUAAAUAUAAUGUGUUAAAUUAUAACCAUCUCCGACUAUACUACACAUAUAUAAACAAGCCAUACACGUAUCAAAUUAAUAACAAGCAUUUGAAAAGAAAAGGAAGAUUAAAAAGAUGGGCAACUUUCUCUGGAAAAGCAGCGACGUGCACCCGGUGUUCGGCGACGGAGGACGGAGAGAGAACCUGGAGGCCGGAGAAAAGAAGGGUCCCUUAAGGAUAAAAGUGAGGAUGAGAAGGGAUAAACUAGAAGAGCUUUUAUAUGUGGCUCGUCGUGGCGACCAAUCUGAGGGUGACGGCGAAGGUGGUGAGAUUGGUUUCUUGAUUCUUAAAGAAUGUAUGGAAGGUCACUUGCCGGCGACGGUUCUUGGCUCGGGUGAUGAUGUUCCACCUCAACGGUGUGAAAAUCACUUGGUGUCUGGAAGAUUGAGUUCCAUCAAAGAGGAAUAACUGAAUGAAUAUGUGUCUUGAUUCAUGGAUACCAAAUAUACUUUAGAUAACCGCACUUUAGUAACGUUUUUUUUUCUUCAGAUCCUUCUAAUAUAUAGUAUUAUAUUAGGCUAAGAAGAAUAAGAGAGUAUGUUGGCUCAUGCAUUUUAAAGAUAUAGGUGUAAAUUUCUACAUUUUCUUUUCGUCUAAAGAAUGUAAAUUCACAUUUACACAAAA
This is a messenger RNA of Brassica napus (rape), 1555 nucleotides long. RefSeq lists its product as uncharacterized. The transcript has a single exon. The record is from RefSeq and is a predicted model, not a curated record. Bases 1007 to 1339 code for a protein of 110 amino acids. Lineage: Eukaryota; Viridiplantae; Streptophyta; Magnoliopsida; Brassicales; Brassicaceae.